This is a messenger RNA of Alosa alosa (allis shad), 5890 nucleotides long. Its product is annotated as immunoglobulin-like and fibronectin type III domain-containing protein 1. Lineage: Eukaryota; Metazoa; Chordata; Actinopteri; Clupeiformes; Clupeidae. The record is from RefSeq and is a predicted model, not a curated record. Gene Ontology annotation, molecular function: protein binding. The coding region runs from base 180 to 5027 and encodes 1615 amino acids. The transcript has 28 exons.
CUCUCUCCAUCUCUCUCUCACACUCUCUAUCUCUCUCCUAUACGGAUUUAUUGUCUGACUGAACAGAAAAGGGUAGACACUGAAGUGGGCAUCAGGCAACGUUGGAUUUGUUGGUGAUAAAGAGUACACAGCAGAACAGGACUUUCUGGCAUUUGGAUCCGAUAUUGUAAAGUGCCAAGAUGAUCAAGAAAUCAAAGGUUACAGACCAAACAGCUGUGGGACAGGUGGGCAUCAAGAAGCGAUCCAAAGUCCCAGGUGUCAUGGUCACACAGUGGGUGGAGGAAAUCCCUGAGGGGAUGACAACACCAGACUUCAUUCGCAAACCCAUCGCUUUAACCAUCCAGGAGGGUAAAUUGGCCCUUUUCAAAGCGGUCAUAUGUGGUGAUCCGAAACCUGAGCUCACUUGGAGAAGAGCCAAGGGUGAACUCUCUGACGAAGGCAAAUUUGAGCAGAAGUAUGAUGAGACCACUGGAGAGUAUUCAUUAGUGAUUACCAAGGUAACUGGAGCUGAGGCCGAUACCUACAAAUGUUAUGCUCACAAUGAAUAUGGGAAAGCAGUUUGCACAGCUACACUCAAUGUCAUUGAAGUUGGGUUCAAGAAAAACAAGGUUGUUUUGGAAGACACAGAAGUUGAUCCUGCUGAGUUCAGAAAGAUGCUCAGAAAGAGGAAAGGAAAGGAGAAGGAAGAACAGAAGAAGGACGCAGGAGAAGUUGAUGAAAAGUUCUGGGAGAUCCUUAUGAGUGCAGACAAGAAGGACUAUGAACGUAUUUGUGCUGAGUUUGGCGUCACCAAUUUCCGCUGGAUGUUGAAGAAACUCAAUGAGAUAAAGAAGGAAAGAGAGGAGGAGCAAAAGAUGUAUGUUGAGGCUAUAUCUAACCUGAAACACAUUGAGGUGAAAGCAAACGGCUCUGCAUCAUUUCAACUUGACCUGGAGCUCAAAGACCCUGCCAGUAGGAUUUUCCUCUACAAGGACGGUGUCAUGAUCCCGUACACGGACAACAAUGAUGAUACAGAGAUUAAACACAGCCUGAAGAGAGUUGGAAAGACUCUGGUGUUUUCUGUCAAAGACCUGCUACCUGAGGAUGCUGGCCUCUACCAGGUGGAUGUGGAGGAGGUCAACAUGUUCUCUACUGAUUUUAAGAUUCCUAUGGUGGACUUCAUCGUGAAACUCCAGGAGGUGAAGGCCAAAGAGCGCGAGGAUGCCCUCUUUGAGUGUGUCCUCUCUCACCCCUUUGGCAGAAUUCAAUGGCUGGGCAAAAACGUGGCCCUGGAGGAUGGGAACAAGUACUCAAUCACUAUGUCAGAUGACAAACUUAUCCACAGGCUGCUGGUGAAAGACUGCAUGCAGCUGGACAAGGGCAUCUACUGCGCUAUAGCAGGCAUUAAAACCUGCAGUGCCUGGCUGAUCGUGGAGGCUGAUUCCGACCCUGCUAAUAAGGGCAAGAAGGUGGCCAGGAAGACAACGCAGGCUGGAGGCGCCGGGGUGGACCUGGAGAAGCUAGCCCAGGAGCAGCAGGAGAAGCUGGUGAGGGACAGGGAGGAAGCGGAGAGGCUGAGGGCCGAGGCAGCCCAGGCCGUCGCCGAAGCAGCUGAUGGAGCAGAUGGCAAGGGCCAAGGCUCUGGGGUAGGUGACGGGUCUGGGAAAGAUGGGUCCGGAAAAGACGGGUCUGGAAAAGAUGGUUCUGGAAAAGAUGGCUCCGGAAAAGACGGGUCUGGAAAAGAUGGGUCUGGAAAAGACGGGUCUGGGAAAGAUGGUUCUGGAAAAGAUGGCUCCGGACGUGGCACUGAUGUGGAUGGGUCCAAACUGAAGGGGAAGGGUAACAGUGACGGAUCUGGAAAGAGAGGCGCCAAUGAUGGCAGUGGGCUGAGCAAAGGAAAAGACGAUGGAAAAGAUUCAAAUGACAACCUAAACAAAGAUUCACUCAAUGAUGGCAUUGACCCAAAUGCACAAUCAGGGCAAAUCAAUGAAGAGGGAAAAGAUGGCAAGAGAGCCAAGAGAAAUAAGGUGCAACUUGGUCCAGACAAGGUUACUGGAGGAUAUGCAGGAGAAAGAGAAGACUGGCUUGAAACAACCUCAGAGGAAGAAGAAGAGAAAGAAGGAACACUGAAUGGGACCCAGUCUGAAGGCGGAGCUGGCAUGCAGGGUAACAGUACAACUUCCAAUCCCAAAAGAAAGGAUCCUGCCAGGCGACGUGCAAGGCAAGGUUCCCAGCAGCCCGGGACGGCCACUGGAGGAUAUGCAGGAGAAAGAGAAGACUGGCUUGAAACAACCUCAGAGGAAGAAGAAGAGAAAGAAGAAACACUGAAUGGGACCCAGUCUGAAGGCGGAGCUGGCAUGCAGGGUAACAGUACAACUUCCAAUCCCAAAAGAAAGGAUCCUGCCAGGCGACGUGCAAGGCAAGGUUCCCAGCAGCCCGGGACGGCCACUGGAUCAGCAGGAGAUGCUGGAGGUUACGUCGAUGACGGAGUUGAAGUUUGGAACCAGAAAGGGACACUGGAGGGAGGCCUCACAGAUUUAGAUUCUCAAGGUGGUCAGUCUAAAAGAGACGGAGCUGAAUUGCAGGACAGCACUGCGGAUGCACGGGCUGCGCGGCGCCGUGCAAGACAAGGUUCUCUGAUGCCUGAGACGGUCAUUGAUCCUGGGGUUCAGUUUGUCAGUGGUCUAUCGGAUGUGACCGCCCUCUUGGGCCAGCCAGCGGAACUGACGUGUAAACUCAGCAGUGAGCAGAGUGAGGGGGCCUGGUACAAAGAUGGGAAGAAGCUAUCUGCAGAUGGAGAAGAUGGAGUAAUCCUGUCUAAAGAUGGGCCCAGCCAUAAGUUAUUGAUUAGCAAGUGUGAAGAGGAACACUCAGGAAGGUACCGCUUUGAGGCCGAAGGUCGGAAAUCGGAGGCUACAUUAUAUUUAAAAGAUCCACCAAGAUUCAACUCUGAUGAUUUGGGCAAAUUCUCUGAGCCUGUGAUUGUACGAGUAGGACAAAAUGCAGUCUUUAAGUUGCCUUUUGAGGGCCGUGAUCCAAUGAAGAUUCAGUGGUACAGGGAGGGCGAGGAGCUUCUGGACGACACCAAUGUAAAAAUCGAGAAGUCAUUGACCCAGAGCAGGCUCCUCCUCAGCAGGUGCCAGCGCAAAGAGUCCGGAGAAAUCAAGUUCCGACUGAGGAACGAGUUUGGCACAACAGAAGCCUUUUCAAAGCUAAUUGUCCUUGAUAAACCAGGACCACCCCAGGGCCCAGUGGAAAUUGUGGAAGCCUCCUCCCAAUGCAUCGAGAUCAAGUGGAGACCACCGAAAGAUGAUGGUGGCUCGCCCGUGAAGAACUACAUGGUGGAUCGCCAGCAGAUUGGUCGUAACACAUGGACCAAAAUCGGAGAGAUUCCCGGCGUUUCCACCUACAAGGAUACCAAUGUGGACCACGGAAGGAAGUACUGCUACCGGAUCCGGGCAAUCACCGAGGAGGGAAUAAGCGAGAUGAUGGAGACAGACGACAUCAUGGCAGGCACUUUGGCAUUCCCAGGGCAGCCGGCUGCACCAAAAGUGGCAAGCGCCUUCAAGGACUGCAUCAACUUGACUUGGACUGCCCCUGGUGAUACGGGAGGCUCCCGUAUCGUGGGCUACAACCUGGAGAAACGCAAGAAGGGCAGCAACGUCUGGAGUGCAGUAAACCCAGCAGGGGAACUCAUACCAGAAAAGAAGUAUGCUGUUAAAGAUGUCAUUGCUGGAAUGGAGUAUGAGUUCCGUGUGACAGCUAUCAAUGUCUCUGGUCCUAGUGAACCCAGUCCACCAUCGGAGUUUGGGAUUGCACGAGACCCUAAAAAGCCCCCAGGCAAAGUGAUUGACCUGAGAGUGACUGAAACGACAUACAUCACUGCUUCAAUCACCUGGACUAAGCCCGACGAACAGCCGGGGGUCAUGGACGAGGCUAAGGGCUACUUUGUGGAGGUCAGGCCAGCAGAGAGCCUGGAUUGGCAGAGGAGCAACCCCACACCCAUCAUUCUGACCUCCUACACCAUUAAAGGUCUGAAGGCCAUGGCUAUGUACUGGGUGAGGGUCAUUGCAAUGAAUGAGGGUGGAGAUGGUGUGCCCACUGACCUGGACAACUAUGUUUUGGCCAUACCUCCCCCUGUUCGGCCAAAGUUCACUAGUCGCAACAUGCAGAGUUUUAUGGUUGUGUGCGCAGGGAACACAGUACGGCUCAAUUUAGCCUUUGAAGCAUCCCCUUGGCCAGACGUGGACUGGCUGAAAGAUGGCGUUCCUGUCACCAAACGUGCAACCAUCAGCAACUCAGAUGGUGGAUCUCAGCUCCUGAUUCCGUCCUCUGAGCGCACCGACACAGGCAUCUACACCAUAGUGGUCAAGAACAUGGUGGGCCAGGAGACCUUCAGUAUUGAGGUCAGAGUAACAGAUGAGCCAAAGCCACCAGGCCCUAUCGAGCUGGAGGAGAAUGUGCCGGGCACGGUGACUGUGGUCUGGGAGCCGUCCCCGGACGAGAAGAGGGACGACCGGCUGCACUACAUGGUGUCCCAGCGUGACUCCACCAAGCGGACCUGGCACACAGUCGCAGACAGGCUCUUCAAUAACAAGUUCACCGCCUGCAAUAUCAUGCAGGGGCGUGAAUACCACUUCCGUGUCUAUGCCAAGAACGACAUGGGCUUGUCUUCCCCCUCCGAAUCGCCCACAUGGGGUACAACUAAGCAGAAAGGCAAAUUUGUAGUCAACAUGCCUGACUACAAAACCUGCAAUUUCCAGUGCGCACCAGCCUUCCUGGUGCCCCUGAAGGUCCGUACGGCGCCCAAGGGCUAUGAAUGCUACAUGAGCUGUGCUGUGAAGGGCAACCCGCUGCCCCGCAUCACCUGGUACCAUAACAACGUCAGCCUCAACACCAACACCAACUACCUGAUCUCCAACAUCUGUGGCGUCUGCUCGAUCCUCAUCCUCAGGGUGGGGCCCAGGGAUGAGGGAGAGUACACCAUUACGGUUGAGAACCCACUGGGCCGGGCUGAGAGCUCCAUCAAGCUCAAUAUUCGAGAAUGAGAUGGCAUGGAGUUCAAUAAACUCCUCACUUCCUUCCUUUAACUUCACACAUCUUUUUAUCAUGAUUUCUUCCAUCAUGUCAACAUUCUGGAUGGGAUCCAAUUGGAGGACAUGUACAUAUCUAAUGCUAUACUGCCUUUUCUUCUUUUCUGUUUAGGUAGACAAACCUCAUAUAAUUUUGCUUUUGCUUGACUCAUUUAUUGAGUUCAGAUUUAGUGUGAGAAUAUUAUUUGCUUUAUAUAUCGAAAGGAAACAUAAAUGUCUGUUGUGAGAAUGAGUGAAAUGAAAGCUACUGGGUUAUUUAUAAAGACAUCAAAAUGACAAAAUAUGACAGUCUAUGGUACACUAAGUUGAAACAGUGAAUGAACACAGAAAGAGGCAGAAAUGACAUGAAUGUGGUACAGAGGUGCAAGUAUUACACUGCUUCAGAAGACCGUCGGGUCUUUAUAAUUGAGGACAGAGUAGGCCUAGACUACUCUGUAAUUAAAAAAAAACUGUUGCUUGUUUUCAGCUGUAGAUGGAGGUGUAUUUAAAGUAAGUGGUUUAGUGAGAAGCCUGGGUAGGUUAACUAAGAGGAAGUGCACAAAUUCCUAAUAAGAGAGCCUUGUGGCUUCAUUUGCCUUGUAAAUCAAAGCCUGAAGGCUCUUCUUGUAGGAGUUUUACAGUUAUCCUACUAUUAGUGAACUACCCAGUCACUAAACCACAUACUUGAAAUAUCAUCCUGAUGACUUGGUGGUUGAGUGUUUAAUAUGGCACACCUCUUACCAGGUUGUAUGAGUGCAGUGGGUGUUUUUGAAAAUGUCACAUGACCUUAUGCAAUCCAAUCAAUUGUGUUUUGCAAUAAAGUUGAACCUGCAUUUUAA